Molecule: messenger RNA, 2067 nt
Organism: Kluyveromyces lactis
Lineage: Eukaryota; Fungi; Ascomycota; Saccharomycetes; Saccharomycetales; Saccharomycetaceae
Gene: GAL10
Product: bifunctional UDP-glucose 4-epimerase/aldose 1-epimerase
Exons: 1
Coding region: 1-2067 (688 amino acids)
Biological process (GO): beta-D-galactose catabolic process via UDP-galactose, Leloir pathway
Cellular component (GO): cytosol
Molecular function (GO): carbohydrate binding; UDP-glucose 4-epimerase activity
Source: RefSeq, a predicted model, not a curated record
AUGUCUGAAGAUAAAUACUGUUUGGUGACUGGUGGUGCUGGUUACAUUGGGUCGCAUACUGUUGUUGAACUUUGUGAAGCUGGUUAUAAGUGUAUUGUUGUUGACAACUUGUCUAAUUCCAGUUAUGAAUCUGUCGCUCGCAUGGAAUUGUUGACUGGCCAGGAGAUCAAGUUCGCAAAGAUUGAUUUAUGCGAACUGGAACCAUUGAACAAGUUGUUCGAUGAUUACAAGAUCGAUUCCGUUCUACAUUUUGCCGGUUUGAAAGCGGUUGGUGAAAGUACUCAGAUUCCAUUGACUUAUUAUUUCAACAAUAUCGUUGGUACUAUCAACCUUCUAGAAUGUAUGAAGAGUCACGAUGUAAAGAAGUUAGUCUUUUCCUCUUCUGCCACUGUUUACGGUGAUGCCACUAGAUUCGAAAAUAUGAUUCCAAUUCCAGAGACCUGUCCAACAGGUCCAACUAACCCAUAUGGUAAGACCAAGUUGACCAUUGAAGAUAUGAUGAGAGAUCUACAUUUCUCUGAUAAGUCUUUCUCCUUUGCUAUCUUAAGAUAUUUCAAUCCUAUUGGUGCUCAUCCAUCUGGUGUCAUCGGUGAAGACCCUUUGGGUAUUCCAAAUAACUUGUUACCAUUCAUGGCUCAAGUUGCCAUUGGAAGAAGACCAAAGCUAUACGUCUUUGGUGACGAUUACGAUUCCGUCGAUGGUACGCCAAUUAGAGACUAUAUCCACGUUGUCGAUUUGGCAAAGGGUCAUCUAGCAGCACUAAAAUAUCUGGAAAAAUACGCUGGUACUUGCAGGGAAUGGAAUCUAGGUACCGGUCAUGGUACCACUGUGCUACAAAUGUACCGUGCCUUCUGUGAUGCUAUUGGUUUCAAUUUCGAAUAUGUUGUCACUGCUAGACGAGACGGUGAUGUUUUGAACUUGACCGCUAAAUGUGAUCGUGCAACAAAUGAGCUAGAAUGGAAAACGGAACUAGACGUUAAUAAGGCGUGUGUGGAUCUGUGGAAGUGGACUCAAGAUAACCCUUUCGGCUAUCAGAUUAAAGGUGUGGACUCCAAAUUCUUUGGGGAUAAGGGAGAUUUUUCAUCCAGAGUUGUAUCUCUAGGUAAAGGUACCUCAUUCGAAGUUAAACUUGCUAACCUUGGUGCUACCAUCGUUGACAUUGUUGUUAACGGGUGUUCUGUUGUUGCAUCGUUGGAUAAUGAAACCGAAUACAAGGAUCAAAGCAAUCCAUUCUUCGGCGCUACUGUAGGCCCCUAUGCUAACAGAAUCGCUAAUGGUACCUUCGAAAUCAAUGGUAAGAGGAUACAACUAACUGUGAGCAAAGAAGAUGGUAAUGUAGUUCAUUCUGGAAUCAACAGCUACCACUCUAAGAAAUUCUUAGGUCCAAUCGUUAAGAACCCGGAGGCUCAUAUUUGGACUGCAGAUUUCAAAUACGUAGAUGAAGAAACUGAAUUUCCGGCCAGGUUGUCCACUUUGGUAAGAUAUAAAGUCGACAGCGAAAAGAAGACUUUGACUGUUGAAUACGAAUCAAAGGUCGCGGGCCAAGGCUCUACAGGUGCCAACAUCACUAACCACACAUAUUUCAACUUGAACAAAUUCAAUGAAGCUACUAUUAAGGGAUCUAAAGUACAAUUGAUCGACAACACCGGUCUCGAAGUGAAUAACAAGUUGCUCCCAACAGGAAACUUAAAGAAAUAUACCCAAGUGGCUACUUUCAAUGAUUCCCCAACUGAAAUCACAGAGAAGGAACCUGUCUUAGAUUUCUGCUUCGUAAGCGGAUUACCUGCUAAACUAGAUACAAGAUCUUCUCCGCUAACACCGGUGUUUAAACUAUCUAACGAAGAUGCUAAGUUGGAAGUGGAAGUGGCUACCACUGAGCCAACUUUCCAGGUCUACACCGGUGAUUACGUCGAUGUCAAAGAUAAAUACGAAAACAGAGCUGGUAUUUGUUGCGAACCCGGUAGAUACAUUGACGCUGUCAACAAUCCUGAAUGGAAAUCGAGCGUCGUUCUUCCAGCGGGAGAAACCUAUGGCCACAAGCUUUCUUAUACUUUUAGGACUUUGUGA